Molecule: messenger RNA, 3551 nt
Organism: Chanos chanos (milkfish)
Lineage: Eukaryota; Metazoa; Chordata; Actinopteri; Gonorynchiformes; Chanidae
Gene: arhgap45a
Product: Rho GTPase activating protein 45a
Exons: 23
Coding region: 1-3429 (1142 amino acids)
Biological process (GO): signal transduction; activation of GTPase activity
Cellular component (GO): membrane
Molecular function (GO): GTPase activator activity
Source: RefSeq, a predicted model, not a curated record
AUGUUUUCUCGAAAAAGAAAGGAAUCGACCAAAUCUCCCAAUUCAAAGAAGAGUCAAGCAGGAAACACUGGACCACACAGCUCCUCACUGGCCAUCCUUCAGGAGCAGCCACACAGAGACACUACUGAUGGACCAUCCAUUGUGGUUCCUGUGGAAUCUCUUUCCUCCAGUAGCCCUGUCAACCCAUCGCUGCUCCACGCCAAACUGGUCGGCUGCCCCUCUCCCGUGGCCACCCUCAAACGUCCUACUGCCCUGAGCCGCCAUGCUAGUGCUGCUGGCUUCCCCUUCCAGAGUGCGGGGACCUGGGGCUUCAACAAGGCCCAUAGCAGGGGUGCCUCUGCUCACAGUCCCUCAGUAGAAAAUGCAGAGGGAGUUGCUAUCGAGGUGGAGGACAUCCCUGCUCUCCUCAGGGAUGUGGCACGUUUCGCUGAAGCUGUGGAGAAGUUAAAGGAUGUGGUUCUGGGUGAAGGUAAGGAGGGUCGGAGGACACUGGCUCAUGAGUGUUUGGGGGAGGUGUUACGAAUCCUGCGUCAGGUGAUCAGCACAUACCCUCUACUCAACACUGUGGAAAUACUCACUGCUGCUGGAACACUCAUCUCUAAGGUCAAAGGCUUCAGUUAUGAAGGCAGCAGUGAGGUAUAUAAGAAAGACUUUGAGAAGGCCAUCGAAACCAUUGCUGUGGCUUUCAGCAGCAAUGUGUCAGAGUUGCUGAUGGGAGAGGUGGACAGUAGCACCCUCUUGUCCCUGCCACCAGCAGAGAAGAGCAGGUCUAUGGAGAACCUGCAUGGGGCCUCAUCAGGGCAGGGAACAGAUGGAGCUGUCAGAAGUGACCAUCAAGACAGCGUGAUGAGUGCAGAGCAGGUGGAUAUUAUCUUGCAGAAGAGUGAGGGAGGAGUGGAGUCUGCCCUAGCCUAUGCUAAGAGCAUCUCUAAGUAUAUAAAGGAUGUCACUGGUUAUGUGGAAAAGAGAAUCGCACUCGAGAUGGACUUUGCAAAAGGCCUUCAGAAACUGUACCAGUCCUGCAAACAGAGUAUCACGCAGUCUCAUAUGCCAUUAGUUUCCAUAUACUCCCUGGCUCUGGACCAGGACUUGGAGCAAAGUUUGGGAGUGCAGCAAGCCACUGCUUCUGCACACUUACACACCUUUUUACAGCCGUUGAUGCAGCGUAAGCAGGAGCAUGAGAAGAAACGCAGAGAGAUAAAGGAACAGUGGCAGAGAGCCAGGAGAAAACUGGCCGAGGCGGAGAGUAACCUGCGCAGAGCCAAACAGCAGUACAUGGCUCGCUGUGAGGAGUAUGAAAAGGCACGGACAGUAGCCAAUAAGGUGGAGGAGGAGCAGGGUGGGGCAGGAAGCAGUUCCACCACCAAAGCUCUGGAUAAGAAGAGACGUCUUGAGGAGGAAGCUCGCAACAAGUCAGAGGAGGCAGAGGCCACCUAUCGGACCUGCAUUGCCGAUGCUAUAACUCAGCAGGAAGAGCUGGAGGAUGUGAAGGUCAAUGUGUUGAGACAGAUCCAGGAGGUCAUCAGAGUGAGUGACCAGACCCUCAGUGCUUGUACUAUCUCAUAUUACCAGAUCAUGCAUGUCCAGACAGCAGUCUUGCCCGUGCAUUAUCAGACUCUGUGUGAGAGCUGUAAACUCUAUGACCCGGGCCAGCAAUACGCUGCUCAUGUUAAAAACCUCCAACUCAACCCAGAGCCAACUGUACAGUACUGCUUUGAGCCAUACACUGCCACCAACCAGCAGUCCACACGGACUCGUAAUGACAGCCUCAGUAGCGACCACCGUCAGAGCAGCUUGGAAACUCCGCCCAGCUCUGGGGAGGCGGACCAUGAAGAAGGAGGCAUGGUUAAGCAGAGAAGAGGCCGGGAUCACCAGGCUCAUAAGUCUUGGCCGGCGACGCUGAGUGACACAGACAGCGUGGGAGGAGGAAGUGGUCUGGGAACCCCUAGCACAAGCACAGGGGACAUCACAAAACCUCCAAGGCCCAUGUCAGCUGGUACCUUAUCAUCCAAUGAGGACUUAGAUGAGAGAGAUGGGAACAUGACCUCUUUUGAACAGAGUAUGAAUGGCAUUGAACCACAGACAGUGGCAACUACUGGACCCUUUAGAAACGUAGGACUGUCCAAGGCAGCUAAGACGCAUCGCCUGCGCAAACUCCGCGCUCCAUCCAAAUGUCGCGAGUGUGACAGCUAUGUGUAUUUCCAAGGAGCAGAGUGUGAGGAGUGUUUUUUGGCCUGCCAUAAGAAGUGUUUGGAGUCUCUGGCCAUUCAGUGUGGCCAUAAAAAACUACAGGGUCGUCUGCAGCUCUUCGGCCGGGACUUCACUCACGCUCUGCAGGGCAAUGCGGGGGAUGUGCCCUUUAUCAUCAAAAAGUGCAUCCAGGAGAUUGAGAGGAGAGCUCUGAAAAUGAAGGGAAUUUACCGUGUGAACGGAGUGAAGACACGGGUAGAGAAGUUGUGCCAGGCCUUUGAAAACGGAAAGGAGCUGGUGGAGCUCUCUCAUGCUUCACCUCACGACAUCAGCAACGUGCUCAAACUCUACCUCAGACAGCUGCCAGAGCCCAUCAUGCCCUUCCGCAUGUAUAACGAUUUGAUGGGGCUGGCCAAGGAGAGCAUGCAGGGCGAGAACAGUGAGGGAGGGGAGGGAGGCAGAGGACCAGAGCUGGUGGACCUGGGGCCACAGACAGAGCCAGAGGUCCUUGUCCUGGUGCAGAAACUGAGGGAGCUGUUACGGGAGCUGCCUCAGUCCAACAUUGCCACGCUCAGAUACAUCAUACGACAUCUGAGAAGAGUGUCUGAGUGUGAGCAGGACAAUAAGAUGAGUCCAAGUAAUUUGGGAAUUGUGUUUGGACCCACGUUAAUGAGACCCAAACCGACGGGCGCCACCGUGUCUCUGUCCUCCCUGGUGGAUUACCCCCAUCAGGCUCGCAUCGUAGAGGCGUUUAUUGUUUUCCAGGACGAAAUUUUCUACUCAAAUGAUACCAGUGGCUCCAGGCCUGUCUCAUCUUCCUCAUUCACCUCCCAGGGCAGAGGUGGAAUGAACGGGUGUCAGGACGGAGAUGAGGAACAGAGUAGAGCAGACGACUGUGGUCUCUCUCUGGGUUCAUCUGGUUCUCGAGAGCGCUCCCUGGAUUCUGAUUCAGAAUUAGAAGACACGGGGAAGGGUGGUCGAGAGCGCCCCCUUCUGAUCAGUCAAGGAAGUGAGACCAGCAUAGAAGAAGAACAGCUGAGUCCUCGGAUCAGUCUGGACCUGAGCACAGCUGUGCCAGAGACCAUUCCUGAACAGCCUGCCAGCACGGAGACCACUACUACACAGCCUACCAACGCAGAGACCACCCCAGCUCAUCCUACCGACACAGAGACAACCCCAGCUCAGCCUACUGGCGCAGAUACAGAGACAACACAGGCAGAACAAGUCUCUGAACAGUAGAGAACAGGCCAGUAUGUCAGUCUGAAGGGUGAGGGGGAAUAACAGCGUCUAUCAGAUUUCUAUGUUAAAGUUCAUAUUAUUUACAGUAAUAGAUCAGAGCAGAACUGGAACAUCAGUUGCUC